This is a messenger RNA of Setaria italica (foxtail millet), 1685 nucleotides long. RefSeq lists its product as uncharacterized. The record is from RefSeq and is a predicted model, not a curated record. The transcript is spliced from 6 exons. Lineage: Eukaryota; Viridiplantae; Streptophyta; Magnoliopsida; Poales; Poaceae. Bases 167 to 1429 code for a protein of 420 amino acids.
CGUGCGGACCGUGCUUGCCUCGCACUGUCGCCAUCUCGCACUCCCUGUCGGUGGUCGCCCCGCUCCUUGCCUUCUUCUCCCGGCUCCCCCACUCCACUCCACUCCACUCCACUCCCCUCCCCCUGUUUCCACUUCCCCCAGCCGGCGCGGCUCAGGCUCCGCGCUAAUGGCGGUCGACCCGCGGCAGGUGGUGGCGGGGUUCCUCACCCUCUCCAUGUUCGUCAUGCUCGGCAACAUGAUCAAGCACGACCACUUCUCCUCCCCCGGCCCCCAGCUGGGCUUGGAGGCAACAGGUGCAGAGUUUAACACAAUGAAGCUUGACGAUAAUGCUGAAAUGAGCAAUAUCAAUACGGGUGGAGUUGAGAACCUAAUGGACGCUGAUGAGGAGGUUAAACCUUGCUGGACCAUACCAAGUCCAAAAACUCAACCAUCUAAUGGUUACGUGACAUUCUCCUUGACUAUGGGACCAGAAUAUCACAUCUCACAGAUCACAGAUGCUGUGGUUGUUGCAAGGUAUCUAGGUGCAACACUUGUACUUCCAGAUAUAAGAGGAAAUGAAUUAGGAAACAAGAGAAAAUUCCAAGACAUGUACAAUGUGGAUAAAUUCAUGAGAAACCUGGAAGGUGUUGUGGAAGUAAUAGAGGAACUACCUGAUGAAGUGAGUGCUAAGAAGCCAGCACUUAUUAGAGUACCAAACCGAGUGACUGAAAGCUUCAUCACGGACACCAUCCAGCCCAUCUUCCAAACAAACAACUACUUAAGACUUGCGGUCAUUUUCUCCUCAGUGAGUUUAAGACCGAGGGAGACUAAUAACAAGGACUUGGAUGCGACUGCUUGCCUUGCAAUGUUCAGUGGCCUCGAAUUGAAACAUGAAUAUUCUGAAGUGGCCAGAAAAAUGCUGGAUGGUCUUAAAGAAUUAAGCAAGAAAUCAGAUGGGAAGGUCUUGGCAAUUGAUUUGCGGACCGACUUGCUAGAAAAGAAGGCUUGCAAAACAACCAGAGGCGCUAGAAGAAAAGGCUGCUAUAACACUGAUGAGGUUUUGGGUUUCCUGAGGAGUGUUGGCUUCUCUGCUAAUACAACCAUCUACUUGACUGAGACCUGGUGGCACAAAGGCCUCAAUGAUCUGAAGGAAGAAUUUCCAAACACCUAUACCAAGGAUGACAUAAUACCAGCUGAGAACAAAGGCGAGUUCCUGAAAGCCAGCAACGCCGACCUAGCGAGGGCUCUGGACCUCGAGAUCUGCUCCCAGAGCGACGUGUUCGUCCCAGCCAUCGCCGGCCUGUUCUAUGGCCACGUGACCGGUAAGAGGAUCGCGUCGGGCCGUACCCAAAUCCUCGUGCCUUCCCCUAGCGCCUCGACCCAGGCUUCAGACUUCAUCUCCACUUACAUCUCCAGCAAGAACCACCUCGCAUACAAAUGCUACUGCUAGCAUGGCUUUUCUACCGUCGCUAAUAAGAAGAUCGGCUGAAGCUAGCCGCUGGGCAGUGCUGCGCUCUGGGUGCAUAUACAAGUACCUCGAGUUGACAUGAUGUACACUAGUUAAGGUUUUGUUACGAGGAAUAUUAAUUGUCGUGUGUUGUAUGUUGGUUACUUGUUUGGGGAUUGAAAUUUGGUAUAACAGCGAGGAGCAAAGAAUUGCAAGUAUGCUGUAAAAUGAGCAUGAGGUCUACCUGUUGCUGCGGAAA